AGAGCCGUCGGGCAAUAGCUGAUCAAAAUGAUGAGUGUGAGACUGCCCCGUUCUUGAAGCUAGGAAAAUAUAACCACUCGAGCUGCGGAGGACUUCUUGCGCACGAAUGGCGCAAGAUAAAAUGCAAUCCUUAUUUCGCUGGCGCUUACAGAGGUUCCUGCUCCAGGUGGUGCAAAAAACUUCUCUCGUGUUGUGGUGGAGUCUGCCUUGAAGAUUUUCAAAAGCUUUUUUCAAAUCAAUUUAACAGCAUAGGGAAUAAUCAACUUUGUGUAGUACCCUGCAGAGCAUUUUUGUUUCGCAUCAGACUGAUCUCAAACCAAGAGACGUUGAAUUGCAGUAGAACCAUUCCAACCGGCAACGUGUUUAAACGGAUAAAGGAUUUUAUCAACUUUCUUCAAAACAUUUCAGUCAAUGAUGAAAAUGCCUUGCAGAGUGUUAUACAAAGAUUUAAAAAUGUGAAUAAAAAAAUGCGGCCCAUCCGGCCAGCCGAUGGAGGGGAAGAUCCUAUUUUCGUCACGCUUGCCUUUGAGGAAUUUAUGACCAGAAUUGCCAAAAGCAGACUAAAUUCCACAAAUCCAGAAGUAAAUUACACUGGCAAAGAUAUGGCGUUUCGAGUCAGACGCAUUGUCCGCAAGGAAGGAAGUGACUUUCUGUUUAAUGACAGUGACGGGGAGAACUCUAUCAAGAUUCCUUCAGCUAACCUACAUCCGAACGGAUCAAUAGUACUUGGGAUGGCAUACAAAAGCCUUCACCAACUUUUUCCAGGCUACGUAACUGACCCUGAUGGAACCAACAAAAAAAGGAUCCUGGAUAGCGUAAUUUUAUCCGCAGUAGUGGAUCCUCCGCCAGAAAAGUUACGAGAGAACGUCACCUUGGUUUUUAAAAACAUGAAGGCUGGCCGAAAGAAGAGAACAUGCGUAUUCUGGAAGUUUUCGGAAGACAACAAUAGUAGUUGGUCAAGAGAGGGUUGUCAAACAAGAGUGACAUCCCAUUCCCGAACAGAAUGUGUGUGCAAUCACUUGACCCACUUUGCUGUGCUCAUGGAUUUUACUGACAAAGACGACGACGAAAAGGACCUGCAUGACAAAGCACUGACUCUCCUUACACGAGUAGGUAUGGCUGUAUCUCUCACUGGAAUUUUUCUCACAACUAUCAGCUAUCUUCAGCUCACAGACAGACUUUCACCUCUGUGUCACAUACGGGUUAGUCUAGCCUCUUGCAUUGGGGCAGGACAUAUCAUCUUUUUGGCCGGAAUUGACGCCACAGGAAACAAGGGUGCUUGUGUUUCUGUGGCAGCUCUCGAGCAGUAUUUCGUGAUGGCCGCUUUUUGCUGGAUGCUGGUCGACGGCAUUUAUAUCUACUUAUUUGUUGUGAAGGUGUACAACAUCACUGAUGAUAUCCGUCGUUAUCAUGGCUGCUGCUGGGGAGCUCCUGCAAUUAUAGUUGCAUUAUCUCUGGGUAUUGCUGCAGGAAAAGAUGGAGUAGAAACUUUUGUCCGCGAUAAAAAUUGCUGGAUGUCCGCCACUAACAAUAUCAUUUGGAUAUUUGUUUCCUUUGUUGGACUGAUCGUGAUUAUCAACAUAGCUAUCCUUGUGCGAGUUAUCAAGGAAAUGACAACAAUCCAACAUGUGCAAGAGAACCAAGCUGAGCAGAUCAGGCUUGGCGUCCACGCAUCCGUGGUGUUAGCUCCAUUGUUGGGUUUCACGUGGCUGAUUGGUUUCCUUUUGCCAUUACACGUCGCCUUCUUCUACAUUUUUGUAAUCCUAAACUCUACUCAGGGAUUCUCGAUUUUCUUCUUUCACUGCUUGAGAAAUAGUGAGAUAAAAGAGCGUUUCAAAAGAAGAUUCUGGUGCAUUAAAGCUGACAACAGAAUAACCCCUCAAGCCAAUCAGAGCCGCAAUAAUGCUGAGAUUCCCGAGGCGUCAUCCAAGCAACGAUUCUAAACCAUACAAGCAACUUAAUCGAUUUUGAACUUUCGUUUCCUCCACAAAUUGUGCUAAUGCUAGAUCAAUUAAUCCUCCGGCCUCACCGAAGACGUAGCCUGUAGCUGAUGAGUUCAUUUAAGCUGCUUGUUAAGUGUAUGGGACGCAGCAAAUUAACACGUAGUGGAAAAUGUAAUACUUUCCAACACUUCUAAUAGUUGAUAAAGGGAACAUUAAACAACAAUAACCAGAUCGUAUAAUGCGUCUGAGAAUAUAAUUUGCAUUUAUCCUGUUACAACCUCAUGGGAAAAUCAGCUAUCGAAGAAGAUUAUCAAUUUGGGGGAAAACAGUAAUUGCAACAGGCACUAAAGGGUCCAUUGUUGUCAUCUCCAUUAUCUUUUAAUCUGUCACUGUUACCAACAAUCAGAAUAAUAUGCAAACUUUCCAAAGAUUUCGUCCGUCUUAAGAUGGAGGUGUGCAGAUAAAGGAUGUCUUAAAGUUAAGGGCUUUAACGGAUUAAUCAUAAAUCGUCCAGGGAAGGGAGGGGGAGGCAC
Molecule: messenger RNA, 2476 nt
Organism: Stylophora pistillata
Lineage: Eukaryota; Metazoa; Cnidaria; Anthozoa; Scleractinia; Pocilloporidae
Product: adhesion G protein-coupled receptor L4
Biological process (GO): cell surface receptor signaling pathway; G protein-coupled receptor signaling pathway
Cellular component (GO): plasma membrane
Molecular function (GO): G protein-coupled receptor activity
Source: RefSeq, a predicted model, not a curated record